Coccidioides immitis RS is the source of this 1170-nucleotide messenger RNA. RefSeq lists its product as uncharacterized. Gene Ontology annotation, molecular function: ATP hydrolysis activity; ATPase-coupled transmembrane transporter activity; ATP binding. Lineage: Eukaryota; Fungi; Ascomycota; Eurotiomycetes; Onygenales; Onygenaceae. Bases 451 to 1170 code for a protein of 239 amino acids. The transcript has 3 exons. Gene Ontology annotation, cellular component: membrane. Gene Ontology annotation, biological process: transmembrane transport. The record is from RefSeq and is a predicted model, not a curated record.
GGAUUUUAUUAUGAUAUCCCCUGACUAUACCUAAGACACUACAAUCAAAAACAGUUCCCACCAUCACUGCAAAACUUUCCCAUGAACACACUAGUGUUUUCUCUGUUCACAAGACAGCCUGCCUGCUAGCCAGUCUUUGGUUUGGCCUCUGUGGCUUUCCAGCACUGUGAGAUGACUUCUUCCAUUUUGUCAAGUGACAUCCCAGGCAAAUGGCUGUUCUCCCUGCAUUCCCCUAUGAUGGCACAAUUAGAAUGAGAUAACUCAGUUUUAUUUUCACAUACUACACUGGUUUUUUGUGUGUUUCCUAAGUCAGGUUAGUCCUCUCAUUACAUGAAAGGGCAAAGGAAAGGCAAACUUACUCCUUGAUAAUUCUUGGAGGAUAUUGUCUCUUUGUUGUCUGAUAUGCUUUUUAUCUAUUGGGCUUAGCUCUCUGGCCCUCUCAAUCAGCUCAUGGCUGGGUUCAGAAAUAUUGUCAAGGGUAUGAUAGAUGCUGAGGCUCUGUUUGGCCUACUGCACCAGAAGCCAACUAUCAUCAAUAAGUCUGGUGCUCAAGAGCUGGUUUACAAAGAGGGACAGGUAGCAUUCCAGAAUGUCAAAUAUGAUCCCAGAAGAAAGGUCUUAAAAGAUCUGAAUUUUGAAGCCUUUCCAAACUGGAUUACAGCCAUUGUUGGAAAAUCUGGAAAAGGAAAAUCAACAAUUCUAGGUUUGCUCCUCCAAUUUUACAAUCCAACAGCUGGAACUAUCUAUAUUGAUGGGCAGGAUAUCUCCAAAGUCACUCUUGAUAGUCUGAUAGCAACACUCAGCAUUGUUCUUCAGAGCCCAGAGCUCUUCAGUAACAUGAUCAUGGCCAAUGUUUGCUUUGGGAGGCUGGAUGCCACUAAUGAGGAGGUCAUAGAUGCAUGCAAAGCUGCUGCCAUUCAUGAUAAGAUUAUGAGUUUCCCUGAUUGCUACAAUACUGUCAUGGGAGACAGUGGGCCAAGCCUGUCACACAGGGAACAGCAGCAUGUUGCAAUAGCACAGGUGAUUCUUAAGAAUCCAAAGAUUGUUCUUCUGGAUGAAGUCACUGCCAGCUUGGACAGUGAGAUAAAAUCACAAGUUCAGCAGGGUCUGCAGCAGCUCUUGACUGGCACUGCCUUUCUACCAUCAAGAAGGCAGACCAGAUACUUGUAG